Cladophialophora carrionii CBS 160.54 is the source of this 2136-nucleotide messenger RNA. RefSeq lists its product as uncharacterized. Lineage: Eukaryota; Fungi; Ascomycota; Eurotiomycetes; Chaetothyriales; Herpotrichiellaceae. Bases 1 to 2136 code for a protein of 711 amino acids. Gene Ontology annotation, biological process: regulation of transcription by RNA polymerase II. The transcript is spliced from 2 exons. Gene Ontology annotation, molecular function: DNA-binding transcription factor activity, RNA polymerase II-specific; RNA polymerase II cis-regulatory region sequence-specific DNA binding. Gene Ontology annotation, cellular component: nucleus. The record is from RefSeq and is a predicted model, not a curated record.
AUGUCCAAUCCACCUUCAUCUCUUCAGCAACGACAAAGGCUACAUCGGAGACAGAACUCGACACCCGUUGUAGCCUUCGAAGCCAUGAAGGUCUCCGCCAGCAUGCCUCAACAACCACGCCACAACAUCCACAGACGGGGCCAAUCUUUCGAUUUACAACGAAGCCCCAUCCGGAAACAGCAGCAAGGCAGCACGGUAAGUAUGACUAACCUAGGAUCAAUCCACGGACAACAGAUUUUGCGGGAAGCGCAGCAGCAAAGAAUAGCAAGACCGGGCCAGCAACACCAACAACAAAACAUGCACAUUGGCAUGCCCAAUUCUCCUGAUUGUGGUAUGUUUCAAGUGACGUCCAACUCAAUUCCAGCGUCACCCUACGACAAUAUGACAAUGAAUGCGAUCAUGCAUCAGAAUUCCCCAGGCAUGGACUUCCAGCAUUCGCAGCAGUACUUCAGCGAUAUGAAUAUGUCGAUGCAGAACGGGAUGCCGAUAGGCCUCAUGGAUGAGAAUAACCCUCAAUAUUUCCAUGAUGCUCAAGGUCCCCAGUUUCAGCAAAGUACUGGCAUCUCCUUCGACAGCCGGAGGAUGUCGCAACCGGAUCUGCGGGUACAGACCCAGUUGCGACCUCACACACCUUCACAACAAAUUCAGACUGCACAAUUUCCACUUACACCGCCCUUCAGCCAACACAACCAGCCAAUACAGUACUCACGUUCAUUACAAGCGUCACCUGCUCUUCAAUCACCAUACCCGGUGCCGAUGACCCGAGGUAGGUCGUUGCAAGGCAUCAUAGAGCAGGAAGAGUUCAAGCACGAACUCCCAGCGACCCCAGUUGCGCCGGCUUUUGAAAUGGCUGAGAUGCCUGUACCAAGCCCUCGUCGACGAGCUCAGACUCCACCAUCAAGUCAACAAACAGAGGCAACAAAGUUUAAACUGGAAUCAAGUCCCGAAAAAGGUGAUAUCUGCGACUUUCAAGCACCAAAGCUCGAAGACCAGCCUGUGCCCGUCCUAUCAGCCAAGAAGGAUGCUGCGGGCAGCACUUCUCCCAGCAGGCCAGCGCUCUCCCCACGCCGCAUGUCGAUCUCGGACCUGCACCUAGAGCCGGGUAUCGAGGCAUCGAUUGAAGAGACCAACAUAACCCUCGACGACAUCGCGCAAUAUAUCGAGGGCCCAGAUCCAGUGGACAACAAGUGGGUUUGCAAGUUUGAUGACUGCAACAAGAAAUUUGGUCGGAAAGAGAAUAUCAAAUCUCACGUUCAGACCCAUCUUGGUGAUCGCCAGUUCAGGUGCGACCACUGCAAGAAAUGUUUUGUUCGGGGCCAUGACCUCAAACGCCACGCCAAGAUCCAUACUGGUAGCAAGCCAUACCCCUGUCUCUGUGGAAACUCAUUCGCUCGCCAUGACGCUUUGACGAGGCACCGACAGAGAGGAAUGUGCAUUGGUGCCUUCGAGGGCGUGGUCAAGAAGGUGAUCAAGCGAGGGCGGCCAAGGAAACACCGGCCAGAGAUGGAUGAGCGCCUUGACAAGGCCAGUCGAACCAGGAAGAAUAACAGCGAGCCGCAACAGGACUAUUACGCAUCUUCGGCGUCGAGCUGUUCUAUCUCUAGCUGGGGCUCGCCACCAACUGACACCAUGGACAAUCUCAGCAUUCGUGAUAGCUCGCCAUUUGAGUCCAUGGGGCUUUUCAGCAUGCCACAGCACAACACUCUGGCCAUGGAUCAGGUGAUGGGCUUCCCCCCGGACACGUUCUCGUUCACUCCACCCCACAGCCCAGGGUACUCAACAGGAAACAAACCCAGCCCAUCCUACCGCGAGCUGACGCCUGCUGAGAUGGCCGAGGUGUCGAGCAUGCUCCCAGAUCUUCCUGAGAUGGACCAAGCUCUACCUCUGGUGGCGACAGGCCUCGGUGGCUUUCCUGAGCAUGAUCUGCCGGGUCUAUCGCAUUCCAGUUCGUCGCCUGCGGCUGACGCUGUGGCAUUCGACUUCUCAGAACUGCCUCCUCAUUCCUCUGGGGCCUUGCAAGCACCGCAACUUCCCAUGAAGAUUGAGCAGCAUGAGAGAAAUGAUUUUGACAACUUCUUGGACUACGGCAACCUCGAACUGAUUGACCCGACGACAGCGCAAGACUUCUUCAUGUGA